Messenger RNA from Halichondria panicea, 2137 nucleotides. RefSeq lists its product as uncharacterized. The record is from RefSeq and is a predicted model, not a curated record. Bases 287 to 2026 code for a protein of 579 amino acids. The transcript is spliced from 4 exons. NCBI's taxonomy places the organism in Eukaryota, Metazoa, Porifera, Demospongiae, Suberitida, Halichondriidae.
GUGUGUUGCUAUUACUGUAUUGCAUACGUCAAGUGGUCAUGUAAAUGUGUGUUAUGCAACCUUUAGAGGUUUCCAAAUCCCAGCAUGUAGAACUUGGUCAACUCUGUGUGUAUGUAUACUACUGUCGUGGUGCUUUUGAUAUGAAUCAAAAGUCCCUCUGAGGCCAUUGAAGGCGUGCCCGUGAGGUUCCAUUGUUCUCUGAGAGGCUCCCUCCUUUGUCUCCACUCACUAUAUAAACUAGUACCAUAUCCCUCACUGCACUGUAUGUGCAUCCUAGCCUGUACAAAUGUAUCUGUUGGUGGUGAUAGUUGCCGUAGCACUGGUUGUAGAGACAGCUGUGAGUGUACCCGUGUCAGGGAACUGUGCUGUACAGUAUCAAACCUCUCUCAAUGAGACUAUGCGUCUCAAAGACUCGUGUCCUGAGGCAGAGUUCAGGGACUGUUGUCAGGCUAUGAAGGCAUCGACCAUCUUCAACGGCUAUUCCCCAGAGUCUGGAGUGUAUGACAUCACCAAUGUGUGUGAAGACUCCACCCCCUUCACACUGGAUGCUCUCCCCGCUAUGCAGGCUCGCUGUGACAUGAAGACAGACAAGGGAGGAUGGACUGUCCUCCUCAGGAGAACUCCUGACGUCAGUCCGAGGGUUGACUUUGCUCGGAAUUGGGUCGAUUACGAGAAUGGAUUCGGACACUUGAGCACAGAGUUUUGGUACGGACUAAAGAACAUGCAUUGUUUGACAAAGCGAGAGCCAAUGCAAGUUAGGGUUGACCUCAAGCGAACUGAUGGAACUGGAUUGGUUUUGACGUACAACAGAUUCAGUAUCGAUGGUCCUGACACACAGUACACGCUUCAUGUUGGAGAGCCACAGCAAUCUGGUGAAGACUUCUUCGGCCAUCAUGACGGAAUGAAAUUUUCCACUCGAGACAGAGACAAUGAUCGAAGCAGAAAUGUUUGUACUAACUCUAAUAAUGACAAUGCUGGUUGGUGGUUUAACGAGUGCUAUAAGAUCUAUCUCACAAGCCUGCCCACAAUUGGUGCUCUUACAUGGACUAAUAAGCUGGAGCCAGCGUAUGCGUAUGCUGAGAUGAAGGUUCGACCACUCUCCUGUGCAGCUGACGACAAUACUUGUCCAUAUACCAUAUCCUUCACUGCACAUCCUAGCAGCUGUAUAGUUCAGACAAUGUAUCUGUUGGUGGUGAUAGUUGCCGUAGCACUGGUUUUAGAGACAGCUGUGUGUGUACCCGUGUCAGGGAACUGUGCUGUACAGUAUCAAAGCUCUCUCAAUGAGACUAUGCGUCUCAAAGACUCGUGCCCUGAGGCAGAGUUCAGGGACUGUUGUCAGGCUAUGAAGGCAUCGACCAUCUUCAAUGGCUACUCUCCAGAGUCUGGAGUGUAUGACAUCACCAACGUGUGUGAAGACUCCACCCCCUUCACACUGGAUGCUCUCCCCGCUAUGCAGGCUCGCUGUGACAUGAAGACAGACAAGGGAGGAUGGGUUGUCCUCGUCAGGAGAACUCCUGACGUCAGCCCGAGGGUCGACUUUGCUCGGUAUUGGGUCGAUUACGAGAACGGAUUUGGAGAUUUGAGCACAGAGUUUUGGUACGGACUAAAGAACAUGCAUUGUUUGACGAAGCGAGAACCAAUGCAAGUUCGGGUUGACCUCAAGCGAACCGAUGGAACAGGAUUGGUUUUGACGUACAACAGAUUCAGUAUCGAUGGUCCUGACACACAGUACACUCUCCACGUGGGGGAACCUCAGCAAUCUGGCUUUGACUACUUUGGUACUCAUAACGGAAUGAAGUUUUCCACUCGAGACAGAGAUAAUGAUAUACAUAGUGAUAUUGCUUGUAGUGGCGGUUAUGGCAAUGCUGCUUGGUGGUUUUCCAAUUGUUAUCACAUCUACCUCACAGCCCCACCCACAAUUGGUACCGAUACAUGGACUACUAAGGUGCAGCCAGCGUAUGCGUAUGCUGAGAUGAAAGUUCGACCACUCUCCUGUGCAACUGCAGUUGACGAUACUUGCGAAUAAACUGUUGUGAAACAAUUUGUUUUGUUGUUUAGAUUACUUUUCAAUCUUGUUUGUAUGUUGUGAAGUGCAUUUACGUGAUGCAUGAUCCAGUCCCAAAUUCAUCUUUCAUAA